Lodderomyces beijingensis is the source of this 1458-nucleotide messenger RNA. Lineage: Eukaryota; Fungi; Ascomycota; Pichiomycetes; Serinales; Debaryomycetaceae. The record is from the annotation of a GenBank genome assembly.
AUGGCUCCAACAUUCACAAACUCCAAUGGUGCUCCAAUCCCAGAGCCAUUUGCCACUCAAAGAAUUGGUAAACACGGUCCUUUGUUGAUGCAAGACGUCAACUUGGUUGACUCGUUGGCCCAUUUCGACAGAGAGAGAAUUCCUGAAAGAGUUGUCCACGCUAAAGGUUCCGGUGCUUAUGGUGUUUUUGAAGUUACUGACGACAUUACUGAUGUUUGUGGUGCUGCCUUUUUGGACAAGAUUGGUAAAAAGACUAGAACCGUUACUAGAUUCUCGACUGUUGGUGGUGAGUCUGGUUCCGCUGACUCGGCAAGAGACCCAAGAGGGUUUUCAACCAAGUUGUACACUGAAGAAGGCAAUUUGGAUCUUGUUUACAACAAUACUCCAGUUUUCUUUAUUAGAGACCCAUCCAAAUUCCCCCACUUUAUCCACACUCAAAAGAGAAACCCAGAAACUCACUUGAAGGACGCCAAUAUGUUUUGGGACUACUUGACCUCGAAUGAAGAGUCGAUUCACCAAGUUAUGAUUUUGUUUUCCGACAGAGGUACUCCAGCUUCCUACAGAGAAAUGAAUGGUUACUCUGGCCACACUUACAAGUGGUCGAACAAGAAGGGUGAAUGGUUUUACGUUCAAGUCCACAUGAUUUCUGACCAAGGUAUCAGAAACUUGACUAAUGAAGAGGCUGGUCAAUUAGCUGGUUCUAACCCUGACUUUGCUCAAGAAGACUUGUUCAAGAACAUUGCUGCAGGCAACUAUCCAUCCUGGACUGCUUAUAUUCAAACCAUGACUGAAGAGCAAGCUAAAAAGGCUCCAUUCUCUGUGUUUGAUCUUACCAAGGUUUGGCCACACAAGGACUACCCAAUGAGAAGAUUUGGUAAGUUUACCUUGAAUGAAAACCCAAAGAAUUACUUUGCCGAAGUUGAACAAGCUGCUUUUUCACCAGCAAACACUGUUCCAUACAUGGAGCCAAGUGCUGAUCCAGUCUUGCAAUCACGUUUAUUCUCGUACACCGAUACUCAAAGAUAUAGACUUGGUCCAAACUAUACUCAGAUUCCAGUCAACUGUCCCGUUACCGGUAGAGUUUUCAACCCACACAUGAGAGAUGGUGCCAUGACUGUUAACGGCAACUUGGGCUCUCAUCCAAACUACUUGGCUUCUGACAAGCCAGUUGACUUUAAGAGCUAUUCCAUCCAAGAAGACCAAGAAGUUUGGGAAGGUGCCGCUACUCCAUUCCACUGGAAGGCUACUCCAGCUGAUUUCAAUCAAGCUACUGCCUUGUGGAACACUUUGGCUAGAUACCCUAACCAACAAGCUCACCUUGCACACAAUGUUGCUGUCCACGUUGCUGCUGCCGAUGCCAGAAUCCAAGACAAGGUGUUUGCUUACUUUGGCAAGGUUUCACCAGAGUUGGAGAAGUUGAUCAAGAAGGAAGUUUUGGAAUUGUCGCCAAGAAAGUAG